Messenger RNA from Botrytis deweyae, 1422 nucleotides. RefSeq lists its product as uncharacterized. The record is from RefSeq and is a predicted model, not a curated record. Gene Ontology annotation, molecular function: ubiquitin protein ligase activity. The transcript is spliced from 5 exons. Lineage: Eukaryota; Fungi; Ascomycota; Leotiomycetes; Helotiales; Sclerotiniaceae. Gene Ontology annotation, biological process: protein ubiquitination; negative regulation of gene expression via chromosomal CpG island methylation. Bases 1 to 1422 code for a protein of 473 amino acids.
AUGGGUAUGGAGAAUGGAGGGGUAGCUUCACUUGGUGGGGCGUCUGCUCUUAAGGAAUUGCGAAUUAAGAAGGAACCUCUGCCGGAGCUUCCACUUUCUGCUACAUCUCGAGUUCCUGACCAAAUUGACUCCACAAUUGAGCAAUUGCGUAUACAAUCUGAACCGCUGUCAGAUACUCAAUUAUCUCCUGUUCCCGAAAAUACCGAAGUUUCUAUAAAUGAGGAGCCGGAUAUUAAUGAUAAUGGCAAUGUUGACAUCUUAUCGAUUGAGCCUCAGUUUGACCCGAAAGCUGCUAUCGACAAGCUGUUGAAAAUUGAUAUGGAGCAUGGAUUUAAAGUCUCCGAUAUCAACAUUGAACCGACAGCUGCCUUUAAAACACUCGACGAGAUAAGAACGGCUGUCAAACUGGCAGCUGUUUCUUCCAAAAAUGGCCACGAGCCAAUUCUUGAGAACUGGCGAAAAGCCAAGAUCUUUCUCUAUAUAAUCUCACGCGUCGAAGACAGCAUUACACCAGAUAUCAGCAAGUCUCUCAAACUCAAGGAAGUCCUUGAGCUCUUUACCUAUCCAUUAUGCCCUAAAGAAUCCUCCAGCAUUGCAAAAGCUCUGAUCGAUAGAAUUGAGGCUCAAAAUGGUUUCGAUGCUCCACCGCCACCUCCACCAGCGGCAGCAUUGACUAUCGACUCACAAUCUGCCAAUGCAAAUAAAAAUAAGAAGCGAAAGUCCGUCUGUGAGACUCCUGCAUCUUCGAAGAAAUCUAGGAAUAAUUCGACCUCCGGCCCUGUAACCCCCGUUCACUUACCGCCUUCCAAUCAUCCUAUCUGGGGAGAUAGCGGUAUUAUGCGUGGUUGUCUACUCAACUUGUCUAUCAGAAAGGAUUUCGAGGCCAAAGAUUGUAAGGUAUAUGGUCACAAUGGUCUUACCGUCGGGGAUUGUUGGGCCAGACAAAUAGCUGCGCUUCGAGAUGGUGCUCAUGGUGCUCCACAAGCUGGAAUCGUCGGAAAUUUAGAAGAAGGAGCUUAUAGUAUCAUGAUUUCCAAACACUAUGACGGAUUCGACGUGGAUGAGGGUGAUACUAUCGAAUAUUCUGCUCCUGGAGCCAUAGAUUCCACGGCAAAAGAACCUGAAACGACAAAGCACGGUGUGAUAGUCUUGAGACGAUCAAUAGAGACCGAGAAUCCAGUUCGUGUUUUGAGAAACGCCGGCUGUGCGUGGAAACAUGGGCCAGCUAUGGGCAUUCGAUACGAUGGGCUCUAUACAGUCAUCAAGGGCGAAUCGGCAACUAAUGGAAAGGGAGGAAAGUAUUGGAGAUUUACGUUGAAAAGACUGCCUCAAUUCAAUGGACGUGAUCAGGAUCCUAUCAAUCUUGCUAGACCUACUAAGCAGGAAUGUAGCCUCUUUGAGAAGGUUAAGGAGGGUUAUUGA